AUGCAGUUUGCAUCGUUUGCAUGUAGGCAUGUAGCAGAGAUGGCUGGGACGAGCAAGAGAAGUUCGGGUGUAUUGAGUGACGAGGACAUACAGUGUUUGCUUGAAAGUGAUUCGGAACAAAGUCUGUCAGAUUCGGAUUUUGACUCUGAAAACGAGUUAGAUGACCGUGCCUUGAUUGAUGCUGUUGGAAAUGAGGGCAGCGAUGAAGAUGACAGUGCAAAUCAAGAAUUCGUUUGGGAGGAUAUGGAGAACUAUAGGGGUCACAGAGAACAUUUCACGGGCAGUGUUGGAGCUCAAGGCCCUGCGAAAGAUGUAACGGAAAUUGUGAACGUUUUCGAGUUGUUUUUCGACAAGGAACUUAUUGAUACCAUAGUCGCAGAAACAAAUAGACACGCGGAACUGUUUCUACGGGGGCGUGAACCAUCAGUGAGGUCGCAUUCUAAGGCAUGGAAACCCGUGACAGAGGGAGAGAUUUAUGUUGUCUUGGGUUUGUUCAUGCUCAUGGGCAUUGUACAGAAACCAACUCUUCGGUCGUAUUUUACAACAAAAAGAGUAAUUUCAACACCGGGAUUUAGAGACAUUAUGACGCGAGACAGACUGGAGCUAAUAUGUAAAUAUUUGCAGUUCGCCAACAAUGAAAACAUCAGCACUUUUGAAGGACCAAAAAAACUUUUCAGAAUUUACCCAGUAGUUUUCCAUCUCAAUAAGAAAUUUCAGGAACUCUGUCUCCCAAACCAGGACAUUUCAGUUGACGAAUCUUUGACACUUUGGAAAGGCCGUCUGUCUUUCAAACAGUACCUCCCUCUGAAGGCAACCAAAUUUGGAAUUAAAACUUACGAGUUGUGUGACUCCAUCACGGGGUAUUUAUGGUCCUUCAUCGUAUAUACAGGCAAGGAUACAGAAUUUGAAUCACCUUUGAUCACAGUAGACACCAAUAAAACUUCAGCCAUUGUCCUGAAACUGGUAGAACCUCUCCUGAAUCAAGGUCGGACUCUGUGGAUGGAUAAUUUUUACAAUUCUCCAACUCUAGCCAGGCUACUGAAGAUAACGCACAAGACCGACUGUGUUGGCACUCUGAAAUUGAAUCGUAAGAAUGUGCCUCCAAAAGUGAAAAACACUAAACUAAAAAAAGGCGAAAUCGUGGCACAACAUUCUGGACCCGUUUCUGUCACAAAGUGGUUCGACAAAAAAAUAGUCACCAUGAUCUCCACCUAUCACAGUCACGACACCAGGACUGUUACAGUUAGAGGCAAGGAGGUGGCGAAACCAGUUUCAGUAUUGGACUACAAUAAGUCAAUGGGAGGGGUCGAUUUGAAGGACCAGCUGCUUCACCCUUAUUUGAUCGAGAGGAAGCGCAUGAAUAAGUGGUACAUGAAGCUGUUUCGCAGGCUCCUAAACGCCUCAAUUCUGAAUUCAAUGAUAGUGUACAGGAGUAACACAGGCAUACGAAUUCAGCAAUUAUCAUUCAGAAUUCAGUUGAUUGAGGGCCUGUUCGUGAAAUAUGCGAGUGCUGUGGAACAUAAAGUGCCGGGUUCACAUCCAUCAGACAACACAGUGCCCCGUCUAACAGAACGACAUUUUAUCAGCAAAAGCGCGGAAGGAGAAGGGACACAGUGUAUUGGUGUGAUGCGUGCGGCGUGGGCCUCUGCAUUGAGUGUUUCCGCGACUACCACACACGGCUGAAUUUUUAAGGUAAUACGAUAUUAUUGUUCAUAAUUUUUAUACGCUUACUGGCCCAAAAAUAAUUUUAAAGUAGUGUGGA
This is a messenger RNA of Cryptotermes secundus, 1762 nucleotides long. RefSeq names its product piggyBac transposable element-derived protein 4-like. The record is from RefSeq and is a predicted model, not a curated record. The transcript is spliced from 2 exons. The coding region runs from base 1 to 1683 and encodes 560 amino acids. NCBI's taxonomy places the organism in Eukaryota, Metazoa, Arthropoda, Insecta, Blattodea, Kalotermitidae.